Messenger RNA from Meira miltonrushii, 1470 nucleotides. RefSeq names its product tryptophan synthase beta subunit-like PLP-dependent enzyme. The transcript has a single exon. The record is from RefSeq and is a predicted model, not a curated record. Gene Ontology annotation, biological process: D-serine biosynthetic process; L-serine metabolic process; pyruvate biosynthetic process. The coding region runs from base 116 to 1381 and encodes 421 amino acids. Gene Ontology annotation, molecular function: magnesium ion binding; pyridoxal phosphate binding; threonine racemase activity. NCBI's taxonomy places the organism in Eukaryota, Fungi, Basidiomycota, Exobasidiomycetes, Exobasidiales, Brachybasidiaceae.
CAUUUGUCCAACUUAAGAAGGAAUUCCUAAGUUGAUUGGAAUCCUGUCAAGAGCUCACGAUAACGCUUAUCAACGAUAUUUACUUCCUCAAAUCACCGCAUUGUGAUCAUAAACAAUGUCACACACCGGCGACAAUACGGCUAACCGGCCAAAUUUGGUCACUUUAUCAGAUAUCGAAAGAGCACAUAAACGAGUAACAGCAUACGUUCAUCGAACGCCAUUAUUAACUUCAACUUUGAUCGAUGAAAUUGCAACAAAUUCAAUCAAUGCAUUCCUCAAAAAAGAUGAUGUACAAUCAAACACACCGCCCGUUCGUGUUCGGCUAGCAUUCAAAUCAGAACAUUUGCAAAAAGUAGGAGCGUUCAAAAUGAGAGGUGCAACAAAUGCAGUGCAAACGUACCUUGAACAGUCAACCGCCAAUGCCACAUUUGAUGCUUCAAAGUUGUGUGUAAUCACACAUUCGAGCGGUAAUCAUGCUGCAGCUGUUGCUUGUGCGGCCAGAAGUGUGGGUGCAAAAGCUGUUGUCGUAAUGCCAAGGACGGCACCACAAGUCAAAAAGGAUGCAGUUGCAGGAUAUGGAGCACAAAUACACGAAUGUGAACCAACACAAAAAGCUCGCGAAGCACUUGCAAAUUCUUUGAUGGAUUCCUUACAAAAAGAAAAUUCUGAAAGAAUCGUACGUUUCAUUCAUCCUUAUGAUGAUGAAUUAGUCAUUGCCGGUCAAGGAACUUUGGCUCUUGAGAUGUGGCAGCAAGUACAUGCACUUGAACAGACGAAGAGAGGAUGUUCGGAGGCACAAUCUGUGGCUGGCACACCACGAGAUGAUGGCUCUAGAUGGAAAGAAAGGGAUGCAAAGCAGGAGCCGGUAUUGGACAUCGUUGUUGCACCUGUUGGUGGUGGUGGUAUGCUUAGUGGAGUUUCAACGGCAAUCAAAGGUAAAGAUGAAAGGAUACAAGUCAUUGCAGCUGAACCAAAAGAAGCAGAUGAUGCAGCCCGUACAUUCCAAUCCGAUACCCUUCAACCUGCCAUCACACCUCCCAGAACGAUCUGUGAUGGUUUAUUGACUGCAUUAUCACCAUUCACAUACAAACACAUCAAGAAGAACGUUUCUACAAUCUUGACUGCAACCGAAGCUCAGAUAAAAGACGCACUUCAGCUAAUAUGGACAAGAAUGAAACAAUUCAUCGAACCUAGUGCAGCUGUUGGACUGGCUAUCAUUCUUCAUAAUCCAGAAGUAGCAAAACAGAUAGGCAAGAUUGCCCAAGAAAAGACAAAGAAUAAUGCCACACAAGAACCGGUUGAGAUUCGAAUCGGUGUGGUAUGGACAGGGGGCAAUGUGGAAUUAGCAAGUAUCGCAAAAUUAUUUGCAAAUGACGAAUAAUCACAGACAAACAAGUGUAUAAUAAAUAGAAACAUGAUUAAUUGAUCAUUUGUUGUAUGAAUGCUAAUGGAACAAUUGUUUCGAGUGAA